This is a messenger RNA of Psylliodes chrysocephalus, 504 nucleotides long. The record is from the annotation of a GenBank genome assembly. Lineage: Eukaryota; Metazoa; Arthropoda; Insecta; Coleoptera; Chrysomelidae.
AUGAUCAAUCCGUCAACUACCCGAGUAAUUCAUGGUACUUGUGAUUGCAAAGCAUUGAGUAUGGGCCGGUGUUCUCAUGUAGCUGCUUUGCUAUAUGUUUCAUUAAAUUAUUUGAAUGAAUGUGAUGAAGAUAAUGUACUUUGUACAAGUAAACUAUGUAGCUGGAAUCAAGGUAGAAAAAGAAAAGAACUUCACAAAGCAGAUGAGCAACAAUACAAAAAUAAAAAUGACAUCAGUAAACGCAGGUCAUAUGAUCCUAGACGAAGUUUGACAAGACCUGUAGACAAACAAAAAAUAAAUAAUUUACUAUCUGACUUACAAUUAAUAAAUGCUAGCCGAAAAGCUCCUUCUAUGUGGCAAUUGUUACUACAGCCGCAAUAUGAAGAUUAUAUAUUAGAUAAACCGAGAAAAAGUCAGUUAAAAACAUUAGUUUAUCGUCUAACGACUAAUGUGUGCAAUAAUAGGAUUGGGCCUGUUCAUAUAACUUUAGGAGCUCAAAGAUGA